UGUGUUUUGAAGCAAACAUUGGGUUAUUUUACAAAAAGUAUUUAUCCAAAUAAUAUUGUUGAAUUUAUUGUGUUCGAAACAUUUAAAGAGCCGAGCGAGCAAAGCUAAAUUUGUGAGAGAUUGUUACGAACGCGAGGCGAUUGCAUCGAGUUGGCAGCAUUGCCGAAUGCUGAGGUGCGAAGCAGUGUGCAAAAGCAAAGCGAAGAGAACGCAGCGCAGCCGAAAAAAAAAUUUUUGGAAGCAGUAAAGCAGCGCACUGCACGCGAUAUAUUUUUUAUUUUCAAAAGAUUGAAGCUAGUAUUAAACAAUUUAGCGGAUCAACGUGCCGGGCAGCCGAACUGCGAGAGUUGAGCGUACGUAUGUGUGUGUGGGUGCAACAGCGAGCAUAACCACCGCAAAAGCAACAACAACAAAAACAAAACGAGCAACAAAGCAAAAGACUGAUAAAGCAACAGCAGGGAAUAACAAAGAUUUGAAGCAACAACGUUAACCUUUGUCGUUGUAGGCUAACACACAAAAUACGUCGGCUUGAGUGCGGCGAUUGGCGGGGCGAGUACUGUAGUAUCAAUUACAACAGCAACAACUACAACUAGCUGCACAAAAGAGAUGGACACCGGCGAACACAGGGUUAACAAAAUGGACGAUCUUAUGGUCGAAGUGCGACUCGAUAAUGGUGCCUACUACAAGGGCCAGGUGACAGCUGUCGGCGAUGAUGGCGUCUUUGUGGAUGUGGACGGCGUGCCUGAGGUGAUGAAAUACGCAUUCGUCAAUGUUCGCCUGCCGCCCGAUGUAGCUGUCGUUGCGGCGACCAGCUUUGAGGAGGGCAUGGAGGUGGAGGUAUUCACGUGCCCAAACGAACGCGAUACGUGCGGCUGGUGGGUGGCUGUCAUCAAAAUGCUUAAAGCUGAUAUUUGUGCGGUCGCAUACAUUGGUUUCGAGACGCCCUACACCGAAAUCUGUGACUUGGGCAGAUUGCGCGCCAAAAAUCCAAAUCCGCCAAUUACGCCCAAAUCGUUCUAUCAGUUCACGCUGCCCGUGCCCGAAGAGCUGCGCGAAGUAGCUCAAAAGGAUGGCAUAUUCAAGGAGUUUCAACGCAGCAUCGAUGCAGCUGUUUGUAACUAUAAUCGCGAUAUAGAUGCCUUAAUUGUCAUCUCGAAAUGGGAACACACUCAGAAGCGGGCCAGCAUGCUCAAGGAUAUGCAUUUUCGUAAUCUCUCACAAAAGGGUAUGCUAUUGAAAAGGACUGAAGAAGCUGCGCGUCAGCUCGAAACGACCAUGCUUAUGAGUCGUGGCAACUUUAUCGAGGAAUUUCGUGUGCGCGAUGAUCUCAUGGGCCUGGCAAUUGGCUCACACGGCACCAAUAUACAAGCGGCACGCACGCUGGACGGCGUUACGAAUAUUGAGGUAGAGGAAAAAUCGUGCACAAUCAAGAUAAGCGGCGAGACAGAGGAGUCGGUGCAGCGGGCACGAGCCAUGCUCGAAUAUGCCGAGGAGUUCUUUCAAGUGCCCAGAGAGCUGGUUGGCAAAGUGAUUGGCAAGAAUGGUCGCAUCAUACAGGAGAUCGUGGAUAAAAGCGGAGUGUUUCGAAUCAAGGUGAGUGCUAUCGCUGGCGAUGACGAACAGGAUCAAAAUAUACCACGCGAGCCAGCGAACGUACCCUUUGUGUUCAUUGGCACCAUGGAAAGCAUUGCGAAUGCUAAAGUGCUGCUGGAGUAUCAUCUGUCACACCUGAAGGACCUGGAGCAACUGCGCCAGGAGAAGAUAGCAAUCGAUCAAAAGCUGCGCGCCAUACAGGAGUCCUCGAUGGGCUCCACACAGAGCUUCGCUGUGUCGCGGCGCUCAGAGCGUGGCUACAGCAGCGAUAUUGAAUCUGUGCGCUCGAUACGUGGCGCCGGCGGUGGUAGUCAGCGCGGUCGCGGUCGCGGCCGUGGCGGCGGUGGCAAUAACAUGAAUCGCUAUCACAACAAUCGGCGUGAAGACGAUGACUACAACUCCCGCGGCGAUCAUCAGCGCGACCAGCGCUACAAUGAUCGCAACAGCGGUGGCCCACCAAAUGCUGGCAACAACGGUGGUGGUGGUGGUGGUGGCGGUAGCGGCAGCGGUGUCAGUGGCGGUGGCGGUGGCGGAAGUGGAGGCAUCCAAAACUAUCGCGGCGGCAAUGAUCGUCGCGGUAUCAAUCGCCGGCCGCCACGCAACGAGCAGAACGGCAGGGACUAUCAGUACCACAACCACACCGAUGAGAUGCGAGAGACGCGCGAAGUGAGCAGCGUGGAGCGUGCGGACAGCAACUCAUCGUACGAGGGCAGCUCGAGAAGACGCAGAAGGCAAAAAAACAACAAUGCGCCCGGCAACAGUGAGUAUGCAAAUGGCGCGUUGGGCAAUAACAACAACAACAACAACAACAAAUCACAGCAGCAGCAGCCGCCAUCAGCGUCGUCUUCGACGUCAGCACAGCAACAACAGCAGGCGCCAGCACAAUCGAACAAAGCGCCGCUGAAUGCCCAGGAGAACAGCAAACAAAGCAGCGGCAAUGCGAACGCCUCGACUGGCAAGUCGAAGGAUGCGCCGCGGAAUAGCGACAAGCAGCAGGCGGCCACACAGCAGCAGCAACAGUUGCUGCCGCAGCAAGCACAACAGCCACAGGGGCCACAGCAACAGCAGCAGCAGUCAAAGCCCAGGCGCAACAAUAAGAAUCGCAACAACCAUGCGGAUCAGGCGGUUACUACGGAUGUCAUCAAGAAGGAGGGAUUGGUCAAUGGUACGUCCUAAUUAGCAGCAGCAACAGCACCAGCAACAACAACAUUACGGCAACAGCAACAACAACAAACACAAACAAAAUGCAAAUCGUUCGUUUAACAACAUGUUGUAUAUGCGCAUCAGGCAGGAGACAAACACACACAUACACAACAAGCAGGCAGAUAAAUAAAUUUUAAAGUUUAUGUCGUUAACAAAUCGCCGCAGCUCAGCAGAACACAUACACACACACACACAUACAUACACAACAUAACGAAACAACCAACCAACAACCAACAAACAGAACAACGUGUAGAGUAGGCAUAAAUAACAAAAUGUUUGAAAAACUAUUUCGAGUAACUAAAAAAUAAACACAAGCAUAUAUAAUU
Messenger RNA from Drosophila hydei, 3122 nucleotides. It is a transcript of the gene Fmr1, whose product is annotated as synaptic functional regulator FMR1. The transcript is spliced from 12 exons. Gene Ontology annotation, biological process: regulation of mRNA stability; regulation of modification of synaptic structure; regulation of dendrite morphogenesis. Lineage: Eukaryota; Metazoa; Arthropoda; Insecta; Diptera; Drosophilidae. Gene Ontology annotation, cellular component: membrane; nucleus; neuronal cell body. Gene Ontology annotation, molecular function: translation regulator activity; protein homodimerization activity; mRNA 3'-UTR binding. The coding region runs from base 607 to 2769 and encodes 720 amino acids. The record is from RefSeq and is a predicted model, not a curated record.